Molecule: messenger RNA, 998 nt
Organism: Oncorhynchus tshawytscha (Chinook salmon)
Lineage: Eukaryota; Metazoa; Chordata; Actinopteri; Salmoniformes; Salmonidae
Product: interferon-induced protein with tetratricopeptide repeats 2-like
Exons: 2
Coding region: 132-998 (288 amino acids)
Biological process (GO): defense response to virus
Cellular component (GO): cytosol
Molecular function (GO): protein binding
Source: RefSeq, a predicted model, not a curated record
UGUUUGUAAAGUGAGGUAAUAUCAGCAUAACCUGCCCAUUGGAAGAUAAUGUGGUAUAAAAUCAGGAUAGAGUCCGUGAGGUAUCUAAUCCGACACUCAUUUGCUCUGUGUUGAAACUCAGAGACCACAAGAUGGCUUUCUCUUGUCCAACUAUGAGAAUGGCUCAGACCUCCUUGAAAAUUAGGCUGCAGGGUUUGGAAUGCCACUUCACCUGGAAGCUGGACUACAGCAGAUCUAAACUUCAAAGCCUCAGAGAAACGAUGAUAGAUAUCAGCAACAGAGAGGGGGUUCAAUAUUCCUGGGAGGGUUAUCUGUACAACUUCCUGGCUUACCUACACCAGGCUCUGGGCUUCACAGAGGACGCUCUUCAUUGCCUGAAGAAGGCUGAAGAGGCCAUUCGCCAAAGCAGCCAAGAUGGCGUGGAGCUAAGUCUGGUGGUCCACUAUGGGAACCUGGCUUGGGUACACUAUCACCAAGGGGAGCUAACAGAGAGCCAGACCUAUGUGGAAAAGGUGGGGAGACUAUUGCGGGACAACCCCUCGCCCUGCCCAGGUGUAGUAUGGGGCGAAAGGGCCUGGACUUUGAAUAAGUUUGAUGUAAGCAAGAGGAAGGCAGCGGUAUAUUGCUUCCGGAUGGCCUUAAAAGAGGACCCUGAGAACAAGGUGCUGCGCUGUGGCUACGCCAUGGCAUUUAAUAAAUCUGUUGAUAGGAAAGACAUUACCCCAAAGCUGCGAUCUGAGAUGUUGGAGCACCUACGGAUUGCUAGAGAAUUGGAUCCAGAAGAUUUGUACAUCACAGUGAUGUACCUGCAGAGGCUUGCAGAGAGCGGCCAGGUUGAGGAAGCAUGUAAACUUGCAAAGGAAGUGAUAGAGAAGCCUUUGGACAGCUUUGGUGGAUUUGGAAUCUUGCUAGAUUUUUCAAAGAUUACAUCUCUCAUGAUUCAAGCAUUGACCUGGCAAGAAAGACCCUGGAGAGACACCCCAAUUCACGCCAGCUGA